AAUGUUGUUUAUGUAAUGAAAAAUUUUAUUUUCAUCAUUACUGAAGUCGUUACCUAAGUAUUUUUUUUGGGCAAAAUACUUGAAAGCUUUAUGCUAUUAAUAUUUCAAUAAUAUUGAAAUGGCAUACAAAUUUUAUAGUGCAGCUCAGCAUCUAGAGCCACAUUUGUUUAAACUUUUCAGAAACAAGUGUAGUUUGCACAGUCAGAGCUUUCAAGUCAAUCCUAUAAUAUGCAGGUAUCUUGCCCAAAUGCAACUUUUCUGUGAUAAAAUACCAAAAGGAUUUGAAAAAUAUUUUCCUGAUGGCAAAAAAGCAAAAAGUGACCAGAAGAGUAAAGAGUCAUCUCAAGAGAAAAAAGAAGAUGUGCAAGAGCCACCAUCUAAAGCUGCAGAAACUACGAAACCUCCGACUAGCUCCGAUUGGAUUUUCAAGUUUAAUGUUGGAGGAGGUGGUUCAAAAAAGGGAGGAAAAAAUCCCUUCAGCCCUGAUGAUGGAAAUCAAUAUGCUGCUUAUUUAACAUUUGGAGCAUUAGGAAUUUUAGGAUUAGUUGCUUAUAAUGAACUACGCUACAAAGAAAUAACGUGGAAAGAUUUUGUUAAUCAGCAUUUAGCAAGGAACAUUGUUGAAAAGCUUGAAGUUGUAAAUAAGAAAUGGGUCAGGAUAAAGUUCAUUCCUGGAAAUCAAAUAGAUAAUAAAAAAUAUUGGUUUAAUAUCGGCAGUGUGGAUACAUUUGAAAGGAACCUGGAAAAUGUUCAACUGGAAAUGAAUAUUGAGCCUUCAAAUUUUGUUCCUGUUGUAUAUAAAACUGAGCUUGAUGGGGCUAGUUUAAUUUCAUAUCUUCCUGGUUUAGCACUAGUAGGUUUCUUGUUUUGGAGCAUGCGAAGGUCAUCUGGUAUGAUGGGAGGUUCCAGUGGUAGAAGGGUUGGUGGUCUUUUUGGCAUGGGUGAAACAACUGCCAAACUCAUCAAUCCUACAGAUAUAGGUGUUAAAUUUAGGGAUGUUGCUGGUUGUGAAGAAGCUAAAGUGGAAAUCAUGGAAUUUGUAAAUUUUUUGAAAAAUCCACAGCAAUAUAUUGAAUUGGGAGCAAAAAUUCCUAAAGGUGCCAUUUUGACAGGUCCUCCUGGAACAGGGAAAACUCUUUUAGCAAAAGCUACUGCCGGAGAAGCAAAUGUCCCUUUCAUUACUGUUUCUGGAUCAGAGUUCCUUGAAAUGUUUGUUGGUGUUGGUCCCUCUAGGGUUCGGGAUAUGUUUUCUCUUGCUCGAAAAAAUGCCCCCUGUAUAUUGUUUAUUGAUGAGAUCGAUGCAGUUGGUCGUAAAAGAGGUGGAAGAAGCUUUGGAGGUCACUCAGAGCAAGAAAACACAUUAAACCAAUUGUUGGUUGAAAUGGAUGGGUUUAACACCACCACCAAUGUAGUUGUUUUAGCUGCUACGAAUCGGGUAGAUAUUCUUGAUCAGGCAUUAUUACGUCCAGGACGAUUUGACAGACAGAUAUUUGUGCCUGCACCUGACAUCAAAGGAAGAGCUUCCAUUUUCAAAGUACAUCUUCAGCCGUUAAAAACAUUAAUUGAUAAGAUGGAUCUAAGUCGUAAAAUGGCUGCUCUCACUCCAGGUUUUACAGGAGCAGACAUUGCCAAUGUGUGCAAUGAAGCAGCUCUGAUUGCUGCUCGUGAUCUAAAUGAGUCCAUCCACAUGAAACAUUUUGAACAAGCUAUUGAAAGAGUAGUUGCAGGCAUGGAGAAAAAGACUUCUGUUCUUCAACCUGAGGAAAAACGAACUGUAGCAUACCAUGAGGCUGGGCAUGCAGUAGCAGGUUGGUUCCUUGAACAUGCAGAUCCACUGCUUAAAGUGUCCAUUAUUCCCAGGGGCAAAGGUUUGGGGUAUGCUCAGUAUCUACCCAAAGAACAGUACCUUUAUACUACUGAACAACUUUUUGACCGUAUGUGCAUGACUUUGGGAGGUCGUUGUUCCGAGCAAAUUUUCUUUGGAAAAAUCACCACUGGUGCUCAAGAUGAUUUGCGGAAAGUUACACAAAGUGCUUAUGCUCAGGUUGUUCAAUUUGGCAUGAAUGAAAAAGUUGGACAGCUGUCAUUUGAGAUGCCACAGCCUGGAGAUAUGGUCCUUGAUAAACCUUAUAGUGAAGCUACUUCUCAACUUAUUGAUAGUGAAGUAAGAAGUCUUAUAUCAAGAGCAUAUGAUCGAACACUGCAGCUUUUGAAGGAACACCAGAAAGAUGUAGAAAAGGUCGCCCUUCGUCUUCUUGAUAAAGAAAUAUUGAGCCGUGAUGAUAUGAUAGAAUUGCUUGGAGCUAGACCAUUUAAAGAAAAAUCCACAUAUGAAGAAUUUGUUGAAGGGACUGGAUCAUUUGAAGAGGACACAACACUGCCUAAAGGGUUAGAAGGAUGGAACAAAGAUCCAAAAACUGAUAAAAAGCCAUCUCCAAAACCAGCACCCACAGAAUCUUGAAACUAUAAUUGUUGCUUUUAGAGUUUUACGCUAAUUAAAAAUCAUCUCUUCUUGUUAUAGUCAUUUUGCAACAAAUUUUAAUUUUGCAAAAAGCCUAGUAGCAUUAUACAGAAAACUUACAUGGUAUCUCAAAAUUUUAUGCUUUAUUCCAUAUUGUGACUUUUGUUGAGAUCAUAUAGUUUCUCUUCAGUUUUGUUUAAAAGUUUAAGAGUUUUUUUUUACUGUAGAAAAUUGGAUGGGUUUACUGUAAAUUAGUUUUUCAUUAUCAACACUAUUUUAGUUUUUUCAAACUCCAAUUAUACGUAACAUAUUGAGAAAAAUUCAUGUUAAGAUAUAAUUAAAUAAUCUAUCAGUAAAAGUUCAUUCUUAAGAGUAAACCUACAAUGUACAAAUAUUUAUUUCUUAGAUGUACAGAUGUUUCACAUUCUUUUUUUUUUUUUUUUUGCAUAAAUGUUAUUUUUUUCCUUGUGCCUGAUCAUUAGUAAUUUAUUAACAAAAUAUUUGAUGUUAGUACUGCUAAGUCAUUUGAUUCUUUAAUCUUUCAUAAUUGACUAGUGUACUUUUUUUUUUCCACUACUGGAGAAAGUACUCCUUGAAAGUUUCAGGUUUUUAGAAAUAUCAUUUUAAAGACAUAUUAAUUAUUAAUCACAAUAAAUGCUUUAUUAAUUCUUGUAGCUAUGGCAAAUGAGAAAAUAAAAAAAAAACCUGGUAGUGUUUCAUUUUUACACAUAAUCAACUAUUUAGAUUCAACUUAGAGGCUUUUUUUUUUCUUUGCAGCAUGUAUAUAUUUUGAAUAUGUAUUUAUUUCAUAUUUAAACUAACUAAAAAUGUUGAAACAUUUUUUUAAAUUAUUUUCUAAUAUUUUAUUAUUUUUUGCUCUUACGAAGUACAUUUGCAGAAAAUUUUUGAAAUGAUUAUGAGCGUUAUCAUUAGGAAAUCAGAAGGUCAUGUUUUUAAAUAUAAAGUUUUUUAUAACUUUCAUAUAAAUUCUGUUAAUGAUAAUUCAAAAGUGAAAAAUAGUAGGACAUUUAUUUUCUAUGUUAAAUUCUCAAAAAAGCAAAUGAACUAUUGAAUAUUUGUGUAUAGUUCUUUCAUAAUUCAUCUGUGAAGAAAUAUAAAGUAUUAUGGUGUUCAAUCAAUAUGUAUACCUUUAUUGAUUCUAGUCCAACAAAACUUGAAAGAAACUGUUCUCAUUUCAAUACUAAUUAAGAUUUGUUUUUAUUAGGGACUUAUUUAAUUUAUUUUGUGAUACAUGAAGAGUUGAUGUAAGAGAAUUGUACAGUUGUAUAGUAUUUAUGUGAAUAUAAAAUAUUUUUAAGUGA
Molecule: messenger RNA, 3783 nt
Organism: Uloborus diversus
Lineage: Eukaryota; Metazoa; Arthropoda; Arachnida; Araneae; Uloboridae
Gene: Afg3l2
Product: AFG3-like protein 2
Exons: 17
Coding region: 119-2461 (780 amino acids)
Biological process (GO): protein-containing complex assembly; mitochondrial protein processing
Cellular component (GO): membrane; m-AAA complex
Molecular function (GO): ATP binding; ATP hydrolysis activity; metalloendopeptidase activity
Source: RefSeq, a predicted model, not a curated record